UUAAACCUCUUUUAACAUUUGAUUUUACAGACAUCAAAUUUAACCCAUAACUCAUUACCAUAAGAAUUAUCUGGUAUCGUUUUCAUAUACAAAUGUAUACAUUCCAUGAAAACUUAAUUCAAUUUAAUUGCAUGAGACGACAAUGAAGUCAGCAGCUGUAAAUAUUCCAUAAAAAGGGAAUAUCACCAUUCCCUCUCCUAUACAAAAAAUUAAAACUUUCAUUAAAACGUUAUCAGCAAGUAAAUGCAUGCAACAAAAUACUUUAAAGUUAAAAAUGUUCAAACAAAACUUCAUUUGAUAUAGCAGUAAUUAAAAGAGACUGAAAAGGAUCAUGGUCAAUUUCUACAGUCAAUAGAUGAGGGUCAUGAAGAAUAGAAAGGUUUCUUAGUUUAUGAAAAUAUGUCCCUAUUUUUUAUGGGCCAGCACAUUCAGACAUCAAUGAUAUAAAAAAUCUGUCUCACACAAUCUUCAAAAUGAGAUUUUAUCGAUACAAACUGCAUUCCAUUUAAAUACAUUUUUUUAAAGUUUUGACAAUAUAAUUGACAGAUUUAGGGAAGAUUUUCAUGAAAUUCCAUUAUACCAUAUUUAUAUUAUGACAUACAAUCAUGAUCAUAGCUUAAGAUUUUAUUCUACAAAGCACUAAAUAAAGAUCAAAAUAGAAUUUCAACAAAAAAAUUAAAGGUGGAUAUUUAAAAGACAAUUUUAUUCAUUUGAUUGACAACUGUAUCAAAAUACCCCUCUCAAAUGUUUGAUGCAUGUUUUAUCAUUGUAAUUUAUUGAUAAAUAACUUUUUAAUUACCCCUGCCCGUUAAUUUUUAGUUACCUUAUAUACUUAGAGUAUAGAGUUGGUUUCAAUUGAAACUCACCAAAAACAUAACACUGACGACAUUUAAAUUAGCUAUAGAUUGUCACGCCAAAUGACAUAUAAUAUCCCAGAAAAUUUUUGGGAAAUUUUUGCACACAGCAAUCAACUGAAGUGACUCCUUUGUGAAGUGCUUCCUACGAAAUGAAUUUUGUAGUCCCCAAAAAGAUGAUAAAGUAGACCCCAUGCUAAGAGCAAUCGGACAGAGCCUUAUAAAUGACAAAUCAAUAAGAAGUACCCGCAUGUCUGCAAAUAGAAUAAAACAAUAUUUCUCUCCUAAAUCGGCACAAUCGUGUUUGCACCCCUUUCAAGUAUCUCUGUGAAAGAGAUGACCCAUCCCUAUACUGUUUUUGAAAACUAAGCGAUGAGAAAAAGUGUCUUGUAAAUUACUGUCACAAAAGACGCAGCAAUGAAACAAAAUUUUCGUAUUUAUUUAGACGUCGGAACAGAAAAUUAAUACAUUAUCUAUACCUUGUAAGGAUCAAUUAUGCAAACAAAGUGUCAAUCUACCAAGAUAUUUGGUAAAUAGCCCAAAAUUCUGGUCGUUUUUCAUGCUGCUCUUGCUUAAAACAUUGUAACACCCCAUCACAAAAUGUAACGCAGUACUCAGUUGUACAUGUUCCAAGCUCCUGAGGAUAUUGAAACCUUCACAGGUAGCCACAACCUGAGGACACCUUAUUAGAAAGGAAAUGGCUGGACGUACUAGCAGAGAUUUUCUGAGGGUUCACAGAAUCCCAAUGGGACGACAAAGUAAACCAUCUCCUAACCCUCAACAAACAACCAAAGGUCAAGCCUCCCCCAGAAAGACAAAGGGGGCAGCAGCACUGAAAACAUCAGUCGAUUUGCAGAAACAGAAGGUGGAACAACUCUGUGAAUUUCUCCUUGGAAAGGCUUCCAUGAGUGACAAUGUUUUCUCCAAUUGUCAGGAUUCUGUGAAAAGACUUGAAUUGCUAAGAGCAGAAAUACUAAAGGAGGUACCAUGGGCGAAGGAUUUGACUGAGCAGAACAGUUUCAUGGGAAUAACCGGACUUCUUUUAAAAGAGUUCCAGAAACAGAAAAUUGAAAUUAAAAAGCUUCUGGAUCAUCAGAGUGAACAAGUGAGGUUAAUGGAAUACAAAGCAAAACAAAUUAAGGAGCUGCAAAACAAGCAUCAGAUUCAGAUUGUCGCAAAAGAGGAAGACAACAAAUAUCUGAUUUCUGAGUUAAACAAUAUAAAACUAGAAAAUCAGAAACUUCAAAAGCAAUCCAAGGACUAUUUAGAAUGCAUUGAAAAUCAUAAAAACCAAUUAAAAGCCAGUAGAGAUAGUGAAAAAAAGUGUCAAGAUGAAUUAAAACAACUGACAUCAGUCAUGAGGAGGAAAGCAAUGAAGUCCUCUCUUUCAUUUUUGUCAAGGGAAGUUAGUGGAAAAUCUUUCAAAAGUGAUUCAGACACGUGCGAUUCUUCAGUGAGUUUCGCAAACAGUGAAACCUCAACAGUAUUUAGUGUCUCCUCUGAGAGAGAAACCAGUCAGCUAUCAGAGUUAAGUUUUGCCAACAGCACUAAAUCUGAGACACAACAGUUCCCUUGUAUUCUGUGUUCACAGACAUCCCAGACAACCCAAACAUUUCUCUGUAAAGAAUGUAUCGAUAAAAUAAAAUCAUCUGAAUUGUAUUUUUAUUGUAUUUUCUAUACAUGUAAUUUCAAAAUCUAGAUUUUAUAUCAAAUCACUCUACAUAUUAGAUAUAGAUAAGUAAAGAGUCAACUGUAUCAAAUCCAAGUUCACACAACAUGUAAGCUGUACCAGCCUUGGUUUCCAUAAGCCUAAAUAUUUCCCUUUUUACGGAUAGAGUAAAACAUUAAGCACCCUGUAAAAUUGAUCUGUGCAAGAGUAAAAUAUAUAUCAUUCAAAUUCAAGAUUCAAAUUCAAAACUAAUACAACAGUAUGUUAGGAGGUCAGGGGUUAAAAUUCAUAAAAAAAGGAUUGAAUGAAAAUUUAAAACUAAGUUUUUUACCAAAGUAUUUGGUUAAAUGGUCUGAUAUCAUGACAUAAUCGAUUUUCAUAAAAGACGAGUUUGCACGCUUUGUACCACAGUGAAAAAUUAAAUGAUCGGAAAAGCCUGUGUGCAUGCAAAUCCCAACUGAGAGAUCAAGAAUAUCAAUUUGUUCUAUCAACAUUGUGGACAAGUAGUGAUAGAGUGAAUUUUGAUGAUAUCAAAACAUCACAUUUAAAACCUAAUUUAAAUGAAAGCUGUACAGUAUAAUUUUGCUGUAUAGAUUCAUUCACAUGGCUGUUUGACAGUUCCCUGUAAAUGAAGGCUCUCAGCCUAUAUGCUUAAUUUUGAUAAGCACAUGAGAUGCCUGAUGUAGUUUUAAUUAUGUAUACGGCAUAGAACAAACUUUUAAUUACUUUCAGGUAAUAGGUAUUUUUAAAAUUAUUUCACAAUUCAUUGAAGAAUAUUUUUCUUUACUUAGCAGUUAUAUGUCCACAUAUGGAGAAUUGAAAUAUGAUGCUGGGGAAGGGACUAUUAUGAUUGUGUUUAAUGUUUGGCUUUACUGUUGAAUGCUGGGGGAUCAUUGCAUGAUGCCUGCAUGCUGUAACCUGGAAAGUUUUAAUGACCCCAAAACACUAUGCACUAAACCUAUUGUAUAUCAUUUACUGGCAACUUGUCUGUCAACUUGCCAUUGAUAGGAACCUGUGAAAUCCCCCCCCCCCAUUUUUUUUGGCUGCUGUAUGCUUAUUUUCUAUUGUUACAGCAAUGCAAAAAUGUGCACAAUACACAAUAAUUUAGUAAUCUUAAAAGACAUACAUGUUAAGUCCAUCCAGUUGAUUCAGUAGAGACAAGUGCAUGGCUAUUCCAUUAGCUUCAUUACCUGUUGAAGUUCUAGUCUCCAUUCAUGUGGUCUUUAUGUGAUAUAAAUAUUAAAUGAAAUGAAAAAUGCUGCGACAUC
Magallana angulata is the source of this 3791-nucleotide messenger RNA. RefSeq lists its product as uncharacterized. Bases 1552 to 2553 code for a protein of 333 amino acids. The transcript is spliced from 2 exons. Lineage: Eukaryota; Metazoa; Mollusca; Bivalvia; Ostreida; Ostreidae. The record is from RefSeq and is a predicted model, not a curated record.